Molecule: messenger RNA, 988 nt
Organism: Linum tenue
Lineage: Eukaryota; Viridiplantae; Streptophyta; Magnoliopsida; Malpighiales; Linaceae
Source: the annotation of a GenBank genome assembly
AGAGGAUUUUAAGAACCAACAAUCCAGGUAUAUCAACGCUUCGGCUGAAUCCAACGACCCAUAUGUAAGUCCUAACUCCUUUGACUACGAGACCUCUAGGGAUGAUUUGUUUGGGGAGAUUGAAGUAGCUAUUGCCCUGAUAAGGGAAUCGUCAAACCGAACCCUAAGAAAGAAUCUGUAGCAGGGAAAAACAGAAACGUUGUCAAUGUAAUUGAAGAUCUGGAGCCAGAAGAAGUGGUGGACGUGGAAGAGAUUGAAGACAGCAAGGUUUAAUUGUGGAUGCUUAUUCUGAUGGGGAUGAUGCCACUGGGAUUUGACGAGGGAAUUGAUGAACGUGGUGGUAAAUCCGAUACUAGUGUGUAAAACCUGGGUGAGAUAGUAAUGCUGUUUUGCUUUCUUUAGCUGCUGCCUUUUAUAGGUAUCCCUUGAAAAUGUGGUUGUGAUUGGCAUAACUGGGACAAAUGGGAGGACAACCACUUCACAUUCCAUUAAAGCAAUGUGCAAUGCAAUGGGGUUCAAAACUGGAUGUUGAGUACAGUUUCUUAUUAUUUACAUGGCGAUACCAAAUUGGAAUCUCCUGACACAUCUCCAAAUUCUAUGGUGGUUCAGGACUUGAUGGCUAAGAUGUAUCAUAAUGGGGGAGAAGCUGUAGUGAUGGAGGCAUCUUCUUAUGGGACAGAGGCGUAGUUGUAGAUGUAUCAUAGUGGUUGUUGGGAUUGAUGUUGGGGGUCAAUUAGAACAUAUUGUAAGAGGGAUUGAAGAGAUUGAUGGAGUACCUGGUAGGUGUGAGCUAAUAUACGAGGAGCAGGUGUUUGGGGUGCUGGAUACUAAAGCUCUUUGUCUGAUUUGUAUUUAAGAGCCUCUAGUUCAUAGGUUUUAUGAGCUCUUUUGCACCAGCAAAACCUAACAGCUACCAUAUGAAGGUAGGGACGCGAAUUGUGGUGGAAAAGGAUGUAGAUCACAGUUUUGUAGGAAAAUAUGUUGUGUG